UCCUUAUCAGUCCGGACUACAACGGGAUCCCGGGCCGCCGCGGACAACGUUGCUCGCUAUUGCCAGUCUGCCUACCGCUGCUGUCUCCGUCCCUCUAUCACUCUCUCGUCGUCCGUCCGUCUCUCACUUUCUACAUCUCUCUCGCUUUCGUUCUCCGUCCUUCGCUAUUACAUCGUUGCACUUUGGGUUCCCCACGCCGACCACCGAGCUUCAGCAACAGGACUCGUUCCGAACCAUCGUUUUGCCGACACGCGUGUCGCUCAACCGCACGGCAUACUCUCUACACAUUCCAAGAGAUACGCGAGAUUACAGCAAAAAUAAACUGUUCGAAUCCCGAUUUUUGAUAUCGUUAUAAGUAAAACCUAAUAGUUAAAGUCUUCCCCCCUAUUUUUAAUCCCUUGUCAAGAGGUUUUCUACGUCCACCAACAAGACAUCGACUCCGCCAACUGUUGCGACCGCGGACAUUUUUAGCUGACAUUUCACGGCGGGAAACAAUCUUUCAAAAAUUAAACCGUUUCUGAGCAAGGGAGCAGCUGGCGGAAUGUUCUGCUAUCAUUGCCCAGCGCCCCCAUUACAUCCUACACCAUCAACGCGGAUACCAUCAAUCGACUAUCCGUUUUCGUCGUCGCACCCGUAUACUAGUUAUUCAUAUCACCCUGCGAUACAUGAUGAUUCAUUUGUUAGACGCAAACAAAGAAGGAAUAGAACUACUUUCACUCUACAACAGCUCGAAGAACUGGAAACAGCAUUUGCUCAGACUCAUUAUCCAGAUGUAUUUACUAGAGAAGAUUUAGCAGCUAAAAUUCAACUGACUGAAGCUCGUGUUCAGGUUUGGUUCCAAAACCGUAGAGCAAAAUGGAGAAAAGCUGAACGGCUAAAAGAAGAACAAAGAAAAAGAGAAGAACAUGAUAGGGGUGGGUCACUGCAAGAACAGUUGGACCAUAUGGCUAAAGAUAUGCAACACUCACCGACCACGAAAGUAAGCGUACUAGAAGGUGAACAGAGAGAUGAUGGACACAGUGGUAGCGAACCAGACGAAGACGCUCGUACUAGUACCGUUCACAUAUCGGACCGAAGUGAAUCACCUGCCAGCUGUGGCAUGAACGGUGGUCCAGAUGAUAGGCCGACGUCACCAUCUCCAUCAGGGAAUGGAAACACUGUGUCAGAUUCACCAACGCCUAGCCUAAGUCCUUCGCAAAUCCGACCACCCAUCAGUGUGGCUACGUCGACAUUCAACCAUUCAAUAUUUACUCCGUUCUCUUCAGAAGGAAAUGGAUUCAGACCGGUAUCUGAUCCUUCAAUAUCCAGACCAAUAUUUCUGCCGCCUCAUUUCGGAUCACUACCAUCGCCUUUAUUCAGUGGUCUCAAAGGGUUCGGAUGUAGCUGCUGCACAAUGAAGCCAUUCGGGUCGAUGACCGAAGGUGGUGGCGCCGAGCACCGUUCGUCCAGCGUGGCCGAGCUGCGACGCAAGGCGCAGGAACACUCGGCCGCGCUAUUCCACAGCCUGCAGCACGUGGCCAACAUGCAGCAUCACGCAGCCGCGGCCGCUGCGCUCCAGCUGCCCGUUGGCCUUGGGCUCCAGUUGCCUUCGCUCACGUCCACACUGCACGCGCUGGCGGCCAACCGGAAACCAGAACAGCAACUGCCGCACCCGCAACCACUGUCGCUGACCACCACUGCUCCGGCUGCCACAGCCACCGCCACCACCACCACCGCGACCGUGGCCACCGUGACGGAACAGUCCGGUCUGGUCUUGUCGCAACAGCAACUCGUGUCGUCCGAGACCAACAACUAAACCGCAACCGUUCCUCAUCGACGUCUCGCCCACCACUACCAUCACCGCUACCAAGCGCUACUCGCUCGCAGCGCGAUUUCUUAAAUAUUAACACACGUGUAUGAUUCAGAGGCACGCAGAAAAGUUCCUGGUCGCUUGAAAAUUAUACUGUGAUCUGUAUAGUAUAAUUUUAUAAAAGAAAAUCGAUCGAACUAUUUGCGUAUUAUAUCCGACUGGAUUAGGAACAAUUGUUUAUUAUUCCUAUAUGUUAAACAGUUUGGUACGGUUUUCGAACAUCAACCCCUACCUCUCGAUUUUAAGCCCCUGGACCCGCCAUCGGCGUAAACGAUAUUAUGUAUACGAUGAAUGCGUACGCUAUAAAAAGUUAUAACACUUCAAAACCGCCAACCAAAUGGUUAUUCGCAAUAAUUAACAUAAAAUUAUAGUUUAAAUAAAUCAAUAUAUUAUUAUCUGCAUUGAUUUCGAUUUGUUUUCAGUUUUUUUUUUUUUUGUUAACUUUCUUAUAUUCUACAACCAUCUUGGUUUGUGUAGUGUCUCCAGUUAUAGCCUUCAUUUUUCCCAUUACAUUUUAGUAGUAACGUUAAUAUUAUAACUAUGUACAUUAUGUACGUUUAUAGUAUUCACGAAUAACAUAUUUAUAUUAAGUAAGAAAACUAACAUAAGACGUGAUUUAAGUAAAAAUAAAAAAUAAAAUAGAAAUAUACGAAUGCGUAUUUUUAUUUAUUUUUUGUUCUUAUUUUUUUUUACUAGGUAUAUAUCUAUUAUAAUAUAAACUUAAUUCGUAAUAAGAUUCGUGCGUUUAACGUAAUCAAAAAAAAAAAAAAAAUUUUACAAAUAAUUAUGACACAGUAAUAUACUCGGUUAAA
Messenger RNA from Sipha flava (yellow sugarcane aphid), 2661 nucleotides. It is a transcript of the gene Drgx, whose product is annotated as dorsal root ganglia homeobox protein. Bases 542 to 1795 code for a protein of 417 amino acids. The record is from RefSeq and is a predicted model, not a curated record. NCBI's taxonomy places the organism in Eukaryota, Metazoa, Arthropoda, Insecta, Hemiptera, Aphididae. Gene Ontology annotation, molecular function: RNA polymerase II transcription regulatory region sequence-specific DNA binding; DNA-binding transcription factor activity, RNA polymerase II-specific. Gene Ontology annotation, biological process: regulation of transcription by RNA polymerase II. The transcript is spliced from 9 exons.